Molecule: messenger RNA, 4249 nt
Organism: Globicephala melas (long-finned pilot whale)
Lineage: Eukaryota; Metazoa; Chordata; Mammalia; Artiodactyla; Delphinidae
Gene: ARSB
Product: arylsulfatase B
Source: RefSeq, a predicted model, not a curated record
CUCAAGAUCUGGAGUCGGAACUGGGUUUGGGUUAGGCUCCACCAACUACACAAGCUUGUUUAUUCUGGAAAAAAAAGAAAAAAGGCAAUAAUUGUGAUUCCUAGCUGCCAGGGUUGCUCCGAGAUUUAAAGAGAUCAGGGCUGUGAAAUAUGCUUUGUAAGCUGUGAAGAGUUAGUACAAAGAACAAAUCUGCUCCUCUUUUACGAUGCCACGAGGCAAAGCUCUUCGGUGGAAAGAUAAGAGAUCUUAGCUCCUAUCAAGCAUCAACGGAGCACGGCAGCAAGGGCUGCCCGGGUUCUUCUCUGGCUCCUCCCCCACCACACCGGCCCCGGCCCGGGUCAGAGGCGGCGGAGGCUCUGGCGCCGGGCCUCUCCUGCCUGCGGCCUGCUAGGGGUGAAAUCCCGUGCUGGGGCGGGGCAGGCCCCGGCCGCCCAGUUCCUGAUUCUAUAAGCAGUGCCCGGGGCCCGGGGGCGCCACAGGCGCGGGCACCGCGGGCGGCGCAGGAUGGGCCCGCGCAGCGCGGCGAGCCUGCCCCGAGGCCCCGGGCCGCGGAGGCCGCUCCUCCCCGCCGUCCUUCCGCUGCUGCUGCUGCUGCUGCUGCCGCCGCCGCCGGGCUCAGGCGCCGGGGCUGGCCGGCCGCCCCACCUCGUCUUCGUGCUGGCGGACGACCUGGGCUGGAACGACGUGGGCUUCCACGGCUCGGAAAUCCGCACACCGCACCUGGACGCGCUGGCGGCCGCCGGGGUGCUGCUAGACAACUACUACACGCAGCCGCUGUGCACGCCGUCGCGGAGCCAGCUGCUCACCGGCCGCUACCAGAUCCACACAGGUUUACAGCACCAAAUAAUCUGGCCCUGUCAGCCCAGCUGUAUUCCUCUGGAUGAAAAACUCCUGCCCCAGCUUCUAAAAGAAGCAGGCUACGCUACCCACAUGGUCGGAAAAUGGCACCUGGGAAUGUACAGGAAAGAAUGUCUUCCAACCCGCCGAGGAUUUGAUACCUACUUUGGAUAUCUUCUAGGUAGUGAAGAUUACUAUUCCCAUGAGCGCUGUACGUUAAUCAACGCUCUGAAUGUUACACGAUGUGCUCUUGAUUUUCGAGAUGGUGAAGAAGUUGCAACAGGGUAUAAAAAUAUGUAUUCAACAAAUGUAUUUACUGAAAGGGCUACAACCCUCAUAACUAACCACCCACCAGAGAAGCCUCUGUUUCUCUACCUUGCUCUCCAGUCUGUCCACGAGCCCCUUCAGGUCCCCGAGGAAUACCUGAAGCCAUACGACUUUAUCCAAGAUAAGAAUAGGCAUUACUAUGCAGGAAUGGUGUCCCUUAUGGAUGAAGCAGUGGGAAAUGUCACCACAGCCUUAAAGAGCCGUGGGCUCUGGAACAACACGGUGUUCAUCUUCUCCACAGAUAACGGUGGGCAGACAUUGGCAGGGGGCAAUAACUGGCCCCUUCGAGGAAGAAAGUGGAGCCUGUGGGAAGGAGGCGUGCGAGGGGUGGGCUUUGUGGCCGGCCCCUUGCUGAAACGGAGGGGCGUGAAGAACCGGGAGCUCAUCCACAUUUCCGACUGGCUGCCGACCCUGGUGAAGCUGGCGGGGGGCAGCACAGAGGGCACCAAGCCUCUGGAUGGCUUCGAUGUGUGGAAAACCAUCAGUGAAGGAAGCCCGUCCCCCAGAAUGGAGCUGCUGCACAAUAUCGAUCCCAACUUUGUAGAUGUUUCACCAUGUCCUGGGAACAGCAUGGUUCCGGCAAAGUAUGAUUCUUCCCUUCCAGAAUAUUCAGGCUUCAACACAUCUGUCCAUGCUGCCAUCAGACACAGGAACUGGAAACUCCUCACGGGCUACCCAGGCUGUGGUUACUGGUUUCCUCCGCCAUCUCAAUAUAAUGUUUCCAUGAUACCCUCCUUGGACCCACCGACCAAGACCUUCUGGCUCUUUGACAUUGAUCAGGACCCACAGGAAAAGCAUGACCUGUCAAGAGAAUAUCCUCAUAUCGUCAAGCAGCUCCUUUCCCGUCUGCAGUUCUACCAGAAACACUCGGUGCCCGUGUACUUCCCAGCACAAGAUCCCCGCUGUGAUCCCAAGGCCACUGGGGCUUGGGGCCCUUGGAUGUAGGAUUUCAGGCAACCUAAGGGGCAGCUAGAAAGCCUUUCUGUUGCGAGUUGGACUUCAGGCCUUUACUUUGUGACCCUUGUCUCAUUGUUCUCCCAACCUGGGUUCACCUGGCCCUUCUCUUGCUCCUAAACCACACUGAGGUGUCUAAUUUCAACCCCUAGUACAUUUGAGAUGCUGAUAAAAUCUGAACACUUCUGCUGUUGACUGGGGCGUGUGUCUAGAGGAGAGGGUGACUGGCUUCAUUCCCUCUUUCCUGAGCUGUGGGACAGCGGGGAACACGAUUUGAAAGAGGAAAUUGUUGAGUCUUGGAACCUGGAGCAGCUGGUUCUUUUUGCCUCACAAGUCAGAUGUUAGAGUUCCUUCUGGCCAUAGCUGGGUUUUAUUGGAGUGAUUCACAUUUCUUGGAACAAAUGAAAGGGUCAGACAGUUGUUAAUGGUUCUGUUGGCCAGGGGUUCUCCCUGUCUGUGAGACAUCGUGUUUAGGCAUCCCAUGUGAAUACGCUGGCUUGGUUCACCCCUCGCUCAUGCAUCUCUUCACUCACCUCGUCACUCAUCCCGUCAUGGAGCAUAAGGCUCGUUGCAUUAUUAAGAUCAGUGUGGCACUAGGCCUACUCCUUGGUUUUGGUUUUUACAAUAGGGAAAUUUGUUUUUUCCCCAGUUUUUUCCAGCCACUGCUCAUCUUGUCUGGACUACCUGCUACCCUGCUUCCUUUGUGGUUCUUUUUCUACCCUUUCUUCUGACUCACGUGUCCCAUGCCUGGGAAGGGUGCUUCGCUUCUCCACUAUGAGCACCACUGGUUUUUGGAACACUGCUGAGGCCUGCCUUCCUUUUGCUCCUGACACUAAAGCUAGAGCCCCGCCCAGAACGGGCGGUGCGUCUGGCUCUGUGGGCAUGCUCAUGGCAGUGCUUGGGUCUCUGUCAUCUGCUUGGUGGCUUUUUUUCUAGUUUAUUCUCAUGAGUGUAGCUAUGUCUCAUAAUAUAUUCAGUUGCACUGCUCUUCGGUGGCAGUGAGGAGAAACCUUGGAAAAGGAUAAUAUUGUCCUGAGACGAUGCAAGUAGGCAAUUUGAAAAAGGAAAUGGCCGGCAUCCGGGAUACCGAGCCUUGGUAACACAGAUGAAGGUAGGUCCACGUUUCUCUUAUUCUCUCAGUUUUACUGCUUGUAUUGAGGUUCUGAAGUUGGGGAAGGAGGAUGCACAGUUUGACCUGCCAGCUCUUUCUUAGCCCCACCAGUGUCCUACUAACGUGGACCAGUCCAGAUUAGCUUCAGGAGUGUCAAACUCAGAGAAGUAUGUCCAAAAACUAUACUCUUUUUUGCAUUAGCUCCACUGUUUCAUUCACUGCCUGUCAUCAAUGCCUGGAUCAAUGCCUGUUACAUAGAAGGCACUCAAUACACUUUAAAAAAAAUAAAUGAAUGAAUGAACAAAUGAGUAAAUGAGAAAGUCUCACACCAUGGAAGGUGCUAAUCCAAUGAGCUGAAUACGGGGCUGAAUAUAAAUAUCUUCCAACCGUAGCUUUUCUGUUCUCGAGCUGCCCUCCUGGGGUAGGAGCACAGUCUGCAUAUCUGGGAAGUCUAGGACACGCCAUAGUGAAGUUGUAAUGUCCUCUCAGAGGGAGAGGGGAGAAAAAUAUGCCUACUGAAGAUACUCUUCUGCCAAUAAUCCUCAGUUCUCUUCUGCAGAGGACACUAGAAACUAAAACUACCAAGCUAUAUGACAUAGGUCAUGGUACAGCCAUUCCUUCAAUUCAGUAGCAAUAUUCUCCGGUUACGACUAACUUGUAUUAAAAUAACAAUGAUUGGAAAGAAAUGGUGCUAAGAUUAAUGACACCUGUUACCAACAUGUACCCUACUCCUGGGCUGGCAUGCAUCUGGCCAAAAUGCUACUAACUCUCACUCCCAAACCUGUGGUGGAUAUUAUGAACUAACUGAGCCCAGAGGUUCCUUCCGGAGCCUUCUAACCCCAAGGCUGUAGGUACCAUUAAUACUAUAAGAUUGGAGGCCAUCACUACAUGAUACCUAUUUGCUCCCCCUGCUGUCCCAGCAGCUGUUCCCAGUUAGAGUUUCUUAAUCUCUAUGUACGAUGUGGAUGUUCUGCACUCAAUGGACCUAAAGGGAAUUUUAAAGACUGAUUUUUUUUUUUU